UCACACCGACCCACACAUCUUCUUUCAUCUUCCUCAACGCUCUCUCACACACAUACCUAGUCCUCUCUCCUUUCAAACCCACAAAGAAAACUUUCUCUAAAGUCUUUCUUUUCCCAUUGAAUAAUUCUUGAUAACUUUUUUCCUUUCCAUCAAUGGAAAGAUAGAAACUUCUUACAGUUAUUGAUCACUCAGUACUGUUACUACUUACCAUUUGCCUUCAACUCGUCAACACGAUGGAAGUCUCAAACUCAUCAAAGGCUCUACGAUUCAUCACCCACCAGCCCUUCUUCUCCGCCGUCGGAUCAGGCGACCUUGACUCCCUCAAGCAGCUCUUGGAUAAGCUGUCCGGAGAUGACCCAUCAGAUGCUUCCCCCAUCUCCGAUCUAAUGCCUCUGCAGAACGAUGCAGGGGAGACUGCCCUGUUCUUGGCUGCAGCCGAAAAUCGGCAUGAAAUUUUCAGCUACUUGCUUAGAUUCUCUGAUAUUCAGACCCUCAAGAUCAGGUCUAACUCUGAUAUGGAUGCCUUUCACAUCGCCGCUAAGCUUGGCCACCUGGAUAUUGUGAAGGAACUUUUGGGCAUUUGGCCUGAGCUUUGUAAGUCAUGUGACUCCUCAAACACCAGCCCGCUUUAUUCAGCUGCUGUGAAGGACCAUUUGGAUGUAGUGAAUGCCAUCUUGGAUGCUGAUGCCAGCUUAAUUCGCACAGUAAGGAAAAAUGGGAAAACUGCAUUGCACACAGCUGCCAGGUAUGGCCUCCUUCGAAUUGUAAAAGCACUUAUAGACCGUGAUCCAGGAAUAGUCAGCAUCAAAGAUAAAAAGGGUCAAACAGCACUCCAUAUGGCAGUGAAAGGUACGUGUCCUUCAGUAGUUGAGGAGAUAUUGGAAGCUGAUCGCUCUAUUCUGAAUGAACGUGAUAAGAAGGGUAAUACAGCUGUGCACAUGGCCACAAGGAAAGGCCGUUCACAGAUAGUAAGCCUGUUGCUGACCUAUGCAUCUGUUGAUGUCAACGCGAUUAACAAUCAGCAUGAAACUGCAAUGGAUUUGGCAGAUAAACUGCAGUAUGGAGAAUCUGCAUUGGAAAUUAAGGAAUCUCUAACUGAAGCUGGUGCUAAGUAUGCCAGGCAUGUUGGCAAAAUGGAUGAAGCAAUGGAACUCAAAAGGACUGUCAGUGAUAUAAAGCAUGAGGUGCACUCACAAUUCAAAGAACAUGAACAGACCCGUCGACGAGUUUCUGGUAUUGCCAAAGAAUUAAAGAAAAUCCACAGAGAAGCUGUUCAGAACACCACAAACUCUGUCACAGUCGUUGCUGUUCUUUUUGCCUCAAUAGCUUUCUUGGCCAUAUUCAACUUGCCUGGCCAAUAUUUUACAGAUAAAUCAAACGCAGGGAAGGCUAACAUAGCUAAUAGUAUUGCUUUCAGAGUAUUCUGCCUUUUAAAUGCUACCUCACUCUUCAUUUCUCUAGCUGUUGUUGUGGUUCAGAUCACUUUGGUGGCCUGGGACACAAGGGCUCAGAGGCAGGUUGUGUCUGUUGUUAACAAGCUAAUGUGGGUUGCCUGCACUUGCACUUGUGGAGCGUUCCUGUCAAUAGCUUUUCUUGUUGUUGGAAAGCCAAAUUCAUGGAUGGCUAUAACUAUAACCAUUAUGGGAGCUCCAAUUCUUGUAGGGACUCUUGCAAGCAUGUGCUACUUUGUUUUCCGGCAACACUUCGGGAUUUUCCGCAGUGACUCCCAAAGACGCAUCAAAAGGACUGGUGGGAGCAAGUCUUUCUCAUGGACACACUCUGCAAAUAUAUCAGAUCCUGAUGACUAUAACUCUGACCUUGAGAAGAUCUAUGCUUUGUAGACACCAGAUUUAGAACAAUGAGUAAGCUGCUCAAGAUCUUCUAUUGUUCAUGCAAUUUUAGGCACACAAUUUCAAACUAUGAUGAGGUGCACAGAAAAGUUGUUGGGUUUGGCUCUGUAUGAUGGUUGACCAACAAAAAAUUAUGUAUAUUUAGGCGCAAUGAGGUGUAAUAUGAUAGUUCAGUCUGUACGAGCUUGCAUAAGUUUCCAACAAAUUGCUUGUUGAUUGUGAUAGCAUGUUGCUGUGGUUGUAAAUUUGCAGUUUUGUAUGGUUCCAAUCAUACUAACAUAGCAACUUGAAUUUGUGAACUUUAUGAAUUCCUGUAUAUCUAUUCAAGGCAAGAGAAUUGUUUAAUGUAUAAA
Quercus robur (English oak) is the source of this 2203-nucleotide messenger RNA. RefSeq names its product ankyrin repeat-containing protein At2g01680. The record is from RefSeq and is a predicted model, not a curated record. NCBI's taxonomy places the organism in Eukaryota, Viridiplantae, Streptophyta, Magnoliopsida, Fagales, Fagaceae. Gene Ontology annotation, cellular component: plasma membrane. The transcript has 3 exons. Gene Ontology annotation, molecular function: protein phosphatase 1 binding; protein phosphatase regulator activity. Bases 234 to 1841 code for a protein of 535 amino acids.